AUGGUUGACGAAACCCAGAAACCGGCGGCUCCGGAGACUUCGGUGCAAGUAACUGAGGAAGUAGUGGUUGUUUCUGACGUCCCUGUGGCCGAGAAAGAGCUUCCUCCCGCUCCGGAACCCGAACCCGAGGCUACUCCGGCGAACCCUUCUGCUGCUGCUGCUGCGGCGGAGGAAGAAGUGGUGGAGGCCGAGAAGUCGAAACCGUCGACGGAGGAGGAGAAGAUCCCUGAAUCGGCUUCUUUUAAGGACAAAAGAAAGCCCUCGAGCGAAGUCCCUGCCGAGACUUCUGCUCCGGCGGAAGAAGUGGCGGCGCCACCCAAGGAAGUGGUUGUUGCUGUUGCUGAAGUAGUUGAGAAAGUCACCGCCAUCAUCACCGACGAUGGUGCCCAAACUGUCGAAGCCAUCAAAAGGACACCCAGUUUGCUACAACGCUUAUGGGGAGUUUCAGAACAAGGAUUUGUAUCCCCACACCUUUUUUGA
This is a messenger RNA of Camellia sinensis, 480 nucleotides long. The record is from RefSeq and is a predicted model, not a curated record. Lineage: Eukaryota; Viridiplantae; Streptophyta; Magnoliopsida; Ericales; Theaceae.